AUGGGUUCUAGACUAAGAGAAAAUGUCAAACAACUUUUUGAAUGUUUCUGUGAAGUAGCUGCGCCAAUAAGGGAGAAGCCAGCUUGGAUUCUUCAAAAAUAUCCCAAUUCUUUUUCAGAUGAAGAAAUACUGAAAUCUGUUCCUAAAUUUGCAUAUCCUUGUGAAUUUGAGAAUUUAUUGGUACAACAUUUUUCAUUUGUGCUCACUAGCAUAGAUUCAAAAUGGACUUUUGGAUUCUGCCGUCAUGAUCCCAAAACAGAAACAGCUUUAGUAGUCUUAAGCGCCCUUCCAUGGCAUGAAACAUUUUACAAACUUUUGAAUCACAUUGCAUCCUUAACUAGCAAUGCUAGUGGAGAGGAUCCCUGGAAGUUUCUUGAGAUUAUAUAUACUUGUGGAGUUCCAGUACCUGGAAACUCCAUAUCUAUCCCAUUACCAAAUUCUUCAACGAAUUUUAUUUGUCAGAGUCCAAAACAGUUUCAACUGCCUAGUAUCCCUGAAAAUAGAAACUUGACUGAAUAUUAUAGUGCUGUAGAUUCGCACAAUAUGAUGAUGAUAUUUGCAUCUAUGUUAUAUGAACGCCGUAUUAUUUUCAUUUCGAAACGUCUAUCGAGGUUGAGUGCAUGUGUACAAGCAUGUAACGCUUUAAUUUAUCCAAUGAUUUGGCAACAUAUAUACAUCCCUGUUCUACCGUUAUCAUUAAUAGAUUAUUUAUUAGCGCCUAUGCCAUUUCUAAUUGGAGUACCUACUCAAACACUUCAGAAAGUACCCAAGAGUGAUUUAGGAGAAGUUGUUAUUUUAGAUGCUGAUAAUAACACAAUCGAGUCACCAUUUCAAGAUUUGGAGUCUUUACCUCAAGACGUAGUGACGAAUUUAAAAAAAGCGUUACGUAAUAGACCAGCUCUUCUUGGAGAUGGUGUAUCAAGGGCAUUCUUGCGUGCAUUAGUGCAAUUAACCGCAGGUUAUAGAGAGGCAUUAACUUUACAGCAGGGUGAGCGUAUCACGUUUAAUCAAAAUGCAUUUGUUGAAAGUAGACCAUCUUCCAUGCAACCCUUUUUACGAAAAAUGUUAGAGUUACAAAUUUUCCAACAAUUUAUAGAAGAAAGAUUAAACAUGCUUAAUUCAGGACUAGGCUUCUCAGAUGAGUUCGAAAUGGAAGCCUGCAGUUAUUCGGCCAAAUCGGGUAGUAAAUUUAUGCAGCAAUAUAGGGAAUGGACUUACACUAUGCGAAAAGAGAGUUCCGCAUUUUUCCGUAGUGUAAAAGAUAAGGCCAAUCCAGCAGUAAAAUAUGCUGUUAAAUCAGUGAAAGAUAAAGGAAAAGAUAUGAAAACGGCAUAUAAAGGAUUAAAAUGGAAAGGACGAUUGAAUAGAAGUGAAACUAAUGUGAGAUUUCAUCAGCCACGAUCAGCUCCCAGCUCACCCACAUUAGAUAGAAGACCUGUUGGAUUUACGUCUCCACCAAAAUCUCCAAAUGGUGUAUCAGCGGCAGUUAAUUAUCGAAAAGAUUUACGCUUGCGGAAUAACAAUUUCUCUGAUACAAGUAGAAAACAGUACUCACCUUUAAGCCCUAGUUCUCCUGAAGAAUCGUCAGACUUGGAGCAUAUAAAUAUAGAUCUUAUGCACGAACUUCGAGAUGUGAUAUUUCCAAAUACCCCGCCUGUAAAUAGGACGGAUCCUUCUGACGUCCCAGAUUUAAUACGGCUAGAUUCAAUAAACAGCAACGAUGAUUUCGAUCCGCUACUAUCUAAAUCUUCCGAAUUUUCGAGCACAAAACAAAUGAGUCAAUCAUUACAUUUACCUGAAAUGGGCGAAGGUCUUAGUAACCCUCUGUAUCCUUAUUUUCAAAAACAGUCGCACAAAACCAAUGACAAACCGAAGGCCUCCGAUAAUGUGGGUGAUACGGAUUUAUUACAGGCGUAUGGUAUAGAUUUUAAUAAAUUUAGUUUAUCUAAUGGUGAUAAUUUAUCCACAAUAAACACUGCUGCUUGUAAUCAAAGUGACAACAGUAUUAAUGAUACAAUGGACACAUUUAGUUUAACAUUGGAUGUACCUACCAUUAAAUCACAAAAUAAUUGGACGAAGUUUGAAUAA
This is a messenger RNA of Cyphomyrmex costatus, 2088 nucleotides long. Its product is annotated as DENN domain-containing protein 1A. Gene Ontology annotation, cellular component: cytosol; intracellular membrane-bounded organelle. The transcript has 14 exons. Gene Ontology annotation, molecular function: guanyl-nucleotide exchange factor activity; phosphatidylinositol phosphate binding. Gene Ontology annotation, biological process: endocytosis; endocytic recycling. NCBI's taxonomy places the organism in Eukaryota, Metazoa, Arthropoda, Insecta, Hymenoptera, Formicidae. The coding region runs from base 1 to 2088 and encodes 695 amino acids. The record is from RefSeq and is a predicted model, not a curated record.